CCCAUAAAACCCAAGGAAGAAGAAGAAGAAGAAGAAGCCGCCUCCCCACGACUCUUCCCGGCUUCUCUAUCGUCACGUGACGAUAAUUAAAACUAUGUGUCGUGCUGUGGACGUCAUCUGCUACAGUAGGUUAUCAGGCUAUGCCGUCUUCAGGUUAUGACUCGGCCAGUUUGCCGGAUUUAUUACCGCUGUACUACCGACGACUGUUCCCCUUCUCCCAGUAUCACCGCUGGCUAAACUAUGGAGGAGUGCAGAAGAACUACUUUCAGAACCGAGAGUUCUCCUUCACACUCAAAGAUGACAUCUAUGUUCGCUACCAGUCGUUCAGCACUCAAGCAGACCUGGAGAAGGAAAUGCAGAAAAUGAACCCGUACAAAAUCGACAUUGGAGCAAUAUACAGUCACAGGCCCAAUCAACACAACACAGUGAAGUCAGGAACCUUUCAGGCACUGGAGAAGGAGCUGGUGUUUGAUAUUGAUAUGACAGAUUAUGAUGACGUCAGGAGCUGUUGCAGUGCUGCAGACAUUUGCACUAAGUGCUGGACUCUGAUGACCAUCGCCGUUCGCAUCCUGGACAGAGCUCUUCGAGAGGACUUUGGUUUCCAGCACCUGUUGUGGGUGUAUUCUGGAAGAAGAGGAAUACAUUGCUGGGUGUGUGAUGAAGCUGCAAGGAAGCUGUCUGUGGCAGCUCGCUCUGCAGUUGCAGAAUACCUCAGCCUGAUUAAGGGAGGUGAAGAGACGGUGAAGAAAGUUGUGCUGGUGGAUCCAAUUCACCCUUUUAUCAGAGAAUCGUUGACAGUGGUGGAGCAGUACUUCCCUCAGUACGCUCUUCAGGACCAGGACAUUCUGGGCCGCAAGGAAUCUGUAAAUAAAGUGCUGGGACUCGUGCCUGAAGAUGUGAGAAAAGAGUUACAGCAGCACUUCCAGAAUGAGAGGAGACCUGAGAGCCGUUGGGAGCUGAUCAAGGACCAUGCUCAAAAGAAGCAGGCAACUGCAAAAAAGGGCCAAUACUUUGAGAAGGAAAUCAUGCUGCAGUAUUGUUACCCUCGGCUGGAUGUGAACGUCAGUAAAGGGGUGAACCACUUGCUGAAAAGUCCUUUCAGUGUCCAUCCAAAAACUGGGCGCAUCUCUGUCCCCAUGGACCUCAAAGACUUGGACACAUUUGAUCCUUUCGAUGUGCCCACGAUCAGUUUGAUCUGUGAGGAGCUGGAUCGACCCAGGGCAGGAGAAGAGGAAGAGAAAUUAGAGGACACAAAGGAGAAAGAAGAGGAGAAGGACGCAGCAGAGAGACGGAAGAUCAGAGAUUACAAAAGAACAAGUCUGGCUAAGUAUGUGAAAUACUUUGAUCAGUUUCUGGAUGGAAUGGCGAGUUCUUGGAAAGGAGAACUUCUCAGAAAGAGUGAUCUUAAAAAGAAUUUUGAACAGGAUCAACAAUCAGAGGAUGGGUCCAUUAUGAGAAAUUACUUUCUCUAAUCCCAUCUUUGCAGUGCGACUUUCUGAAUACAGCAGAUUUUAUUUUCUUUAUUACUUGUUUCCUACAUAUUUCCUUGUACAGUGUUUGUGACAAUAAAUUUGGUAUUUCAAAACUUAAA
Notolabrus celidotus (New Zealand spotty) is the source of this 1591-nucleotide messenger RNA. RefSeq names its product DNA primase subunit 1 (gene prim1). Gene Ontology annotation, biological process: DNA replication, synthesis of primer. Gene Ontology annotation, cellular component: alpha DNA polymerase:primase complex. Lineage: Eukaryota; Metazoa; Chordata; Actinopteri; Labriformes; Labridae. The transcript has 14 exons. Bases 141 to 1472 code for a protein of 443 amino acids. The record is from RefSeq and is a predicted model, not a curated record.